CCCCUGUCUACAAGUGCAUUGGCGCCCGGGCUAUGAAUGAAGGAGAAGGCAGCUACCACCUGCUGAUGAAAGAUAUCCCCGACCACCUAUCAGUCGGUGACGUCAUUGUCAGUAACCACAGCAACGGGAUAUUGGAGCAGGUUUUCCAGCAGACAAGAACACCUUACGGAGUCUUCAUACAGACCCGGCUGCAUGACUGCUUUACAAAUUUUACCUUCCGGGAGGACCUGAAGACAACGGACGGAGCAACCCUACCUGAGUCCCUGCCGUGUUCGGGCGGACCGGACGGGGCACACGGGCUGCUCAUCGUAGACGCGGCAGGACAGGAAGUGGACCUGGAGACUGGCGACGUGGUGGUAGGAAGGAGGAGUGGCAGGUUUCUGGCAAAAGUCUACCAUGAAAAUGCCACCAAGAAGACGACGACGUGA
Molecule: messenger RNA, 428 nt
Organism: Branchiostoma floridae (Florida lancelet)
Lineage: Eukaryota; Metazoa; Chordata; Leptocardii; Amphioxiformes; Branchiostomatidae
Exons: 3
Coding region: 33-428 (131 amino acids)
Source: RefSeq, a predicted model, not a curated record